AAGGGAUUGAAAAAGACAGGGAUUAAACGGCCAGGGCCUCACCCCUGCAGAACCCACGACCGGAACGUGGGGAGAACCGGAGACAAGUGGAACACAGGUGUGUGCCCGCGUGUGUGUGUGUGUGUGUUGAUAUGGAUCCUCCCGAGGAGGAGCGGACGGUGCGCUUCCUGCAGUACGUGGAGGACAGCGGCAUGAAGUCGUACCACGGCCUGGUGCUGCAGAACGCCGCCGACAUCGCCCGCGAGAGCGACCGCGUGCGCUCCCACACACACCUCACCUACCUGCAGGAGAAGCACGAGAAGAAGAGGCGGCAGGAGGAGGCUAUCAAGAGAUGCAAACAGGGCCUAGACGUCCAGGGUAAGGCGCGGCCCUGUAGCGAGGAGUAUAAGCGCAUGCCGCCGCCGAAGCCUCGCCGCAGCCCCAACACGCAGCUCAGCACCUCCUUCGACGAGUCCUACAUGCGCAACCACGGCGACCCCUCGCAUCCGCGCCCCCCGUCCCAGGGCGGGCGCAAGGCGGCGUCGGAGACCCAGAGCCCCGCCGUGGACACGGAGGACGAGGAGGAGGAGCCCGUCUACAUCGAGAUGGUGGGCAACAUCCUGCGUGACUUCCAGCGGAUCGCGGCGGCCGCCAACAGCGACGGCGACUACGCCGACGGCCAGGAGGACGACGCCGGCGAGAGCGUCUACGAGGAGAUGAAGUACCCGGCGGCGGUGUCGUCCGCGGACCUGCCGGGCGGCCUGGACUACGUGCCGGCGAUGCCGGGCGCCACGGCGGAGGAGGCGCUGGCGGCCGCCAUGAUGCUGACGGCGGCGCAGAGCGGGCGCUCGUCCUCGGGCUCGUCCUCGGCGUGCGGGACGCCGCGCGGCUCCCUGUGCGACAUCCCCGCGCCCUUCCCCAACCUGCUCACCCACCGGCCGCCGCUGCUCGUGUUCCCGCCCGCCCCCGCCCAGUGCUCGCCCAACUCGGACGAGUCCCCCCUCACGCCCCUGGAGGUGGCCAAGCUGCCCAUCAUGCUGGAGGCCUUCCAGAAGGGCGGAGGGGCGUCGCCCACGGCGGCGGAGGGAGGCCAUCCGCCUCCUUCCUCCUCCUCCUCCAAGGACCUGUCGUCCUCGUCCUCGUCGUCCACGGCGACCAUCACCGUGUCGGGCCGCUCGUCGGCGCCGCCGCUGCCCUCCGCGCUCUACAAGAGCCCCGCCCAGUCCUCGGCGCACGGCUACCCGCGGAGCCACUCGGCGUGCCCGUCGCCCGUGAGCGUGGGCCGCGCGCUCACGCCGCUCAGCCUCAAGCGCCCGCCGCCGUACGACGUGCUGCUGGCGCAGGGCCACGGUGGGCACACGGGCAGCAUGCCCCGCAGCGCCUCCACCACGCCGCACGCCGGCGCCAAGCUGGCCGCCUCCGCCAACGUGCACGGCGGCUCCAUGCAGAACGUUUCCACCGCCACCUCGGCGGCCUCGGCGGUGGCGGCCGGGCGCUCGUGUCGGACCCCCACCAGCCCGCUGGACGAGCUGAGCAGCCUGUUCAACUCGGGCCGGAACAUGCUGAAGAAGGGCUCGUCCAGCGGGCGCAAGAGCAAAGAGCCUGGAGAUGGUGAGAAGAGUCGGAGUCACAGCACGGACAGCAAGGAGCGUUCUCACUCCUCCAGUCGGGACUCGCCACAGACCACUCCCCUCGAGUGGGAUGGCCAAUCAGGACAAUCAGGAACACCAACGGCCACGCCCAGUCGCCUCGGCCGCUCCUCCGUCAGCCCCACCACCAUGCUGGGGGGAGGGAGCUCAGAACCCAAGGCAGUGUGUAAGCUUGGCCGCUCCGCCUCCACGUCAGGUGUCCCUUCGCCAGUGGGGACCCCCUUAAGACACGCCUCCCCAGAUGCAUUAGCCAAUCAGAGUGCCAGUCUUUGCCAGAUCCCCCCCCUGGCGUGGGCAUGUGGGGACAGCACCAUGAUGGAGAUGAUCGAGAAGAAGAGGACGCUGUGCCGCGAGAUCAAGUCCCGCCAGCGGCCCCUGGACAAGGGCCUGUGCAAGCAGGAGAGCAUGCCCAUCCUGCCCAGCUGGAAGAAGGCCAACGGGGGCAAGAAGCACGGACCGCCCCCCUACAACACCCAGACCACCGUCUUUUGGGACACUGCCAUCUGACACUAGCACACACACACGCGCUCACACACACUCACACAAGUGCACACACAUUCAAAUACACACACAAACAAACACACUCCCGCCAAAGCAGGUAUGUAGACAUCCAAUGACGGACACAUGCAGUAAAGCACACAAGUAAAGAACACAUCUCCACUGAUACACACACACAUACACACACAUACACACACCUUACACACACACAUCUUACACACAUGAACACAAGCACUGAUGCACACAGAAUGGCAGAAGCCCUUGCACAUCUAGACACGCCCACAGCACUGAGAAUAGGGGGGGAAGGGUGUGGUUUGCACUGUCCAGGAGCCAAUCAGAGCGUGAGGAGUGUGACAGGAGGUGGAGGGACAGUUGUAGCAAACACACCCCAUCCGAUUGGUCCACUCUUCUCGCUUUCUUAUUGUUGUUUAUAUUGAGUAUUUUUGUAUGGGAUUAUUGUCUCGAAUCUGAAACAUGAUGCCUAGCAUAAGUGGAUAUUUUAUAAAUGAGA
This is a messenger RNA of Sardina pilchardus (European sardine), 2637 nucleotides long. It is a transcript of the gene nyap2a, whose product is annotated as neuronal tyrosine-phosphorylated phosphoinositide-3-kinase adaptor 2a. Lineage: Eukaryota; Metazoa; Chordata; Actinopteri; Clupeiformes; Clupeidae. Gene Ontology annotation, biological process: phosphatidylinositol 3-kinase/protein kinase B signal transduction; neuron projection morphogenesis. Bases 132 to 2135 code for a protein of 667 amino acids. The record is from RefSeq and is a predicted model, not a curated record. The transcript has 9 exons.